Molecule: messenger RNA, 2652 nt
Organism: Glarea lozoyensis ATCC 20868
Lineage: Eukaryota; Fungi; Ascomycota; Leotiomycetes; Helotiales; Helotiaceae
Exons: 8
Coding region: 1-2652 (883 amino acids)
Source: RefSeq, a predicted model, not a curated record
AUGCCGACUUUCAGUGCAUCAACCACGAUCCUCACCAUCGCUAUCAUCCUCUAUCUGGCCAGACCAGCUCAUGCCUUUGGAGCAGGAAAUAUCGGAUCCGUUUCUAAAGUUGAAGGUGUCAACUGGCGUCAUGGCGACAUCGAAGAUACCCUCCUCAAGCUUUUUAUGGCACGGGCCGCGGGCGGCAAGAAAUUCAGCAAGAUGAAUGUAGCUCGCGUCUACUUUGGAAAUUGGUUGAGAGAUUAUUCGCAAGCUAUCGAUGUCGGUACCGUCAAGUAUGUGAGCGCAGAAGCGAUUCGAAUCUUGCUCUGGAUUCUAGGAUUCAUGACCUUCGGAUAUGGUACUGGAGAAUUCGAAGUUACUUCCAAGAGACUUGGUUGCUACCGUCCAGAGGAUCACAUUGACAACCCAAAGGACUAUGCUGACAACAUCGACGCUACCCAAUAUGACCGCCGUCUUCGCGGACUUGUUGAUGAACGUGUUGAAUUGGCCAUUGACCCAGAAACCGGAAUGAAGAAUUACAUUGCCAAUGAACGUGCUGGAAUCAUGACCUCAGCUCUUCACGUCCGAAAAUUAUUCGGAGAAUGUAUUCGUCUGGGCAGAUCUUAUGGUAGAUCAAACAACAAAGAUGAGCUUUAUGAAGCACUUCGUUUACUUGGGACUGGCCUUCAUUGUCUAGAGGAUUACUCCGCUCACAGCAAUUAUAUCGAACUUGCAUUGAUCGAGAUGGGCGAGCGAGAUGUCUUCCCUCAUGUCGGUGAAAAUACGGCUAUCCGAUUACGAGGCGCUCGUAGUGCUGUAUUCCCGCUUGUUACAGGAACCUUCGGCGGUGUUGACUUUCUACAUUCAGUAUGCGGAGAGAUGGAUGAUAAGGCAACUCAGUCCGAAAUUGAGAGUCUUGAAGGUACUAUGCAACAAAGUGGCAACGCUGACACUAGCGCCCUGAAAGACAUCCUGAACGCAAUUCCCAGUGGCAUUUUCGGCGACAAGGAUCCAGCAGGUAAAGCCGACGAGCUGCAAGAUAAUGCAACUGCUGCUCAGAUGAAUCAAGUCAGGGUGUCCCCUCGGGAGCCUGAAGAAUUUACUCAGCAGAUGUUGGAGGUUCAACAGCAGAUCAAACCCAUCAUUCAAUGGCACGACGACAUUAUGCACUCAAUCUCUGAUGCUAUUGAGGAGAUUCCGGUUCUUCCAGAGCUUAUUGAGCAAGUGGAGGAACAAAUCAGCGUCUUUGUUUUCUCUCUCCUGGCUCCAUUUGUCCUCCCUAUCAUCCGCCAAAUCAAGAAUGAGUUGAACACCGGCUCUUCCGAGAUUAUCCAGAGCAGUAAGGAUAAGCAGUUGAUCGUUUUCAACGAUCCUGAUUGUUCGGAUCCUACUCACUCUAUGCUGGCAAAGGAUCAUUUCUCUAACAUUCUCAAUGAAGCCGGUGGCAAGAUCGCCUCAGCAGUACUCACAUGGGCUGUUCCACAACUUAUGGCUGCUUGGGAUGACGAUAACAUUGAUGUUGACCGCACCAUCACCCGUAUCAUCAAUGGUGUUUUUCAUCAUCCUACUCUUCGAGACCAAGGCCAAGAUGGAGCAUCUGAUGGUAGACGUGCCAUGUUUGCUGUUGUAGAGCAAUGGUGGGGCAACAUGGAUAGACGUGAGCAACAAGACUACCGACGGAAACUUGCACGUGACGGCGUCAUGAACGGCGAGAACCACAAAGAAGGCGUCCACGAUGGAGGCCACGGCUGUGGACAUCCGAUUAAGAUGCACAAGAGUGGCGCUGGCGGCGGUGGGCCUGCCGGAGAUCUACUUGGUGGUAUUGCUCAGGCAGUGUCUGGCGGUUCUGGCGGCAAGCAAAGUAGCUCUGGUGGUCCCCUCGGUGGCCUUGUUGGUGCUCUUGCUGGAGGUGGUGCUGCCGGAGGCAUCUUGGGCUCCAUUCUCAGCAGUGAUAAUGAUUCCAAGACAUACGGUUCGCAAGGCUACAACUCUCAAGGCGACUACGAGCAAAAAGUCACCCAAGUCUCUCAUCAAGGAGGCCGAUACGAACAACAACAAUACAGUGAGACCCAACAAAACGACGGGGGCCGCCGCACUGAAUAUUCGAGCUACGAGCAAUCUGGAAACAGUGGGUCUGGCUACGAUAGACGUACUGAGUCUCAUGGAGGUUACGAGCAAACGCAAGAGUCCACUUACGGUGGAGGCCGCCGACGUGACAGCAACGAAGGUCGUCAACAGUAUGGUGGAGGUGGUGGCGGCUAUGGAAACGAGUCACAGGGUGGCCGCCGUGGCAGCAAUGAGAGACUCGAAGGCUAUGGCGGACAAGGCGGCUUCAACCAGCCGGAAUUCAAUCGCCGCGAGGAUUCCUACGAGCAACGUCAAGAGUAUGGCGGUGGCCGUCGUAGAGAUAGCAAUGAAGGCCGUCAGGAGUAUGGUGGUGGUCGUCGAGAUAGCAAUGAGGGUCGUCAGGAGUAUGGCGGUGGCCGCAACGAGUAUGGUAGCCAACAGGAAUAUGGUAGCGGCGGAAGAAGAAACAGCAAUGAAGGACAGGACGAUGGAUUCGGCGAAGCUGCUGAGGCGGUUAGUGGGAUCAUUGGUGGGUUCCUCGGUGGAAACAACGAUGGACGUGGUGAGAGACGUGAGGAGGGUGGUGGUGGUUGGUUCAGCUAG